This is a messenger RNA of Eptesicus fuscus (big brown bat), 5508 nucleotides long. RefSeq names its product PHD finger protein 2 (gene PHF2). The record is from RefSeq and is a predicted model, not a curated record. Gene Ontology annotation, biological process: regulation of transcription by RNA polymerase II; protein demethylation. The transcript is spliced from 23 exons. Gene Ontology annotation, molecular function: transcription coregulator activity; histone demethylase activity. Bases 358 to 3666 code for a protein of 1102 amino acids. Lineage: Eukaryota; Metazoa; Chordata; Mammalia; Chiroptera; Vespertilionidae.
GGGGGCGCCGGGCGCUCGGCCUGGCUCCUCCCCCCGCCCACGGGGCGCGCGCGCACCCUCCGCGCCUCCUGCGCUGCCGCCCGGGCCGGCCCGGUGCCGCCGUGGCGUCGUCCUCACAGCCGGCGCCCAGAGCCGAGUUCCGCGCGCGGAGCGCCGACGGGUCUUCGGGGACGCUGCGGGUGGCCGGGCUUCUGCGCGGCCAGAGCCCCGGGCGCCGCCGGCCCGGCACGCCCCGGCCUGGGCAGCGCGUCCCGGCCCGAGUUCCGCGCCCCGCGGGAGGCCCGGCCCGGCCCGGCCCGGCCCGCCCGGCCCGACCCGGAGCGCAGCGCGGGCGGCGGGCGGGCGGGCGGCGCGAACAUGGCGACGGUGCCGGUGUACUGCGUCUGCCGGCUGCCCUACGACGUUACCCGCUUCAUGAUCGAGUGCGACGCCUGCAAGGACUGGUUCCACGGCAGCUGUGUUGGAGUAGAAGAGGAGGAGGCCCCAGACAUCGACAUAUACCACUGCCCAAACUGCGAGAAAACCCAUGGGAAGUCUACUUUGAAGAAGAAGCGGACCUGGCACAAACACAGCCUGGGGCAGACGCCUGACGUGAAACCCGUGCAGAACGGCAGCCAGCUCUUCAUCAAGGAGUUACGGAGUCGGACCUUUCCCAGUGCGGAAGAUGUCGUGGCCCGCGUGCCAGGCAGCCAGCUCACACUGGGCUACAUGGAGGAGCAUGGCUUCACGGAGCCCAUUCUUGUCCCCAAGAAAGACGGGCUGGGCCUGGCAGUCCCGGCCCCCACCUUCUAUGUCAGCGAUGUCGAGAACUACGUGGGCCCAGAGCGGAGCGUGGACGUGACAGAUGUCACCAAGCAGAAGGACUGCAAGAUGAAACUGAAGGAGUUUGUGGACUAUUACUACAGCACCAGCCGCAGGCGGGUCCUCAGCCUCACCAGCCUGGAGUUCUCAGACACCAGAAUGUCCAGCUUCGUGGAGCCGCCUGAUAUUGUGAAGAAACUGUCCUGGGUAGAGAACUACUGGCCCGAUGACGCGUUGCUGGCCAAGCCCAAGGUGACUAAGUACUGCCUGAUCUGUGUGAAGGACAGCUACACCGACUUCCACAUCGACUCCGGGGGCGCCUCUGCUUGGUACCACGUGCUCAAGGGGGAGAAGAUCUUCUAUCUCAUCAAGCCGGCUUCGGCCAACAUCUCCCUGUAUGAGCGCUGGCAGUCGGCCUCAAACCACAGUGAGAUGUUCUUUGCCGACCAGGUAGACAAAUGCUACAAGUGCACCCUCAAGCAGGGCCAGACGCUCUUCAUCCCCUCUGGCUGGAUUUAUGCCACACUCACGCCCGUGGACUGCCUGGCCUUCGCGGGACAUUUCCUCCACAGCCUGAGUGUGGAGAUGCAGAUGAGAGCAUAUGAAGUGGAAAGAAGGUUGAAACUGGGCAGCCUGACUCAGUUUCCCAACUUUGAAACUGCCUGCUGGUACAUGGGAAAGCACCUGCUGGAGGCUUUCAAAGGUUCUCACAAAUCCGGGAAGCAGCUGCCCCCUCAUUUAGUUCAGGGAGCUAAAAUUCUCAAUGGUGCUUUCAGAUCAUGGACUAAAAAGCAGGCUUUGGCAGAGCAUGAAGAUGAACUCCCAGAGCACUUCAAACCCUCGCAGCUCAUCAAAGACCUUGCCAAAGAGAUCCGGCUCAGCGAGAAUGCCUCCAAGGCUGCCAGACCAGAAGUGACUUCUGCGAUCUCCUCGAAUGAGGUCUAUUUUGGGGACCGAGAGAAGGAGGAACCUCCAUCCCCCAUUGAGGCCAGCCCUCCUCGGUCCUUCCUGGAGAAAGUGUCCAAAAAAAAGACUCCCAAAACCAUGAAAAUACCCAAGCCAUCCAAAGUCCCCAAGCCCCCCAAAUCUCCCAAGCCCCCGAAGCCCCCCAAAUCACUGAAGCUCAAGGAUGGGGGCAAGAAGAAAGGGAAGAAGUGUAGGGGGUCAUCCUCGCCCACCAUCCCCAACCUGGACCUGUUGGAGGCCCACACCAAGGAGGCACUGACCAAGAUUGAGCCGCCUAAGAAGGGCAAGGCCACAAAGAGCGUCCUGAACGUGCCCAACAAGGAGGUAAUCAGCACACAGAAUGACGUGGAGAGGCUGGAAAUCCGAGAGCAAACUAAGAGCAAGUCAGAGGCCAAGUGGAAGUACAAGAACAGCAAACCCGACUCCCUGCUGAAGAUGGAGGAAGAGCAGAAGUUGGAGAAGCCUCCUACAUCAGGGAAUAAGGACACCAAAUUCUCAUUUUCCUUCUCCAACAAGAAACUUCUGGGCUCCAAGGCCCUCAAGCCGCAGCCGAGCCCAGGGGUGUUUGGGGCCUUGCAGAACUUCAAGGAGGACAAGCCCCAGCCCGUUCGGGAUGAGUAUGAGUACGUGUCGGAUGACGGGGAGCUCAAGAUUGAUGAGUUUCCCAUCAGGAGGAAGAAAAAUGCCCCGAAGAGAGACCUGUCCUUCUUACUGGACAGGAAGGAGCCACUGCCCACACCUGUUACGAAGCCAAAGCUGGACUCGGCGCUCUACAAGCCGAGCGACGACUCCUCGGAUGAGGGCUCCCUGCGAAUCGACACGGACACCAAGCCCACCCGCAACGCCAAAGUGAAGAAGGACGGCGGGGGCUCGGCCGCGGGCAUCCUGGACCUGCUGCAGGCCAGUGAGGAGGUGGGCGCGCUUGACUACAAUCCCAACAGCCAGCCCCCAGCCUCCCCCAGCACACAGGAAGCCAUUCAGGGAAUGCUAUCCAUGGCCAACCUGCAGGCCUCGGACUCCUGCCUACAGACCGCGUGGGGCGCGGGCCAGGCCAAGGGCAGCUCGCUGGCGGCCCACGGCGCCCGGAAGAACGGGGCGGGCGGCAAGAGCGCAGGCAAGCGGCUGCUGAAGAGGGCGGCCAAGCACAGCGUGGACCUGGACGAGUAUGAGGAGCAGGACCACCUGGACGCCUGCUUCAAGGACUCGGACUAUGUGUACCCCUCCCUGGAGUCUGACGAGGACAGCCCCGUCUUCAAAUCCCGGUCCAAGAAGAGGAAAGCCUCCGACGACGCCCCCUACAGCCCGACAGCGCGGGUUGGCCCAUCGGUGCCGAGGCAGGACAGGCCUGUUCGAGAGGGGACCAGAGUGGCCUCCAUCGAGACCGGGCUGGCGGCCGCUGCAGCCAAGCUGUCCCAGCAGGAGGAGCAGAAAAGCAGGAAGAAAAAGAACUCCAAGAGGAAGCUGACGCCCACCACCACCUCCACCUCCACCUCCGCCUCCGCCUCCACCACCUCGGCCAGCAGCACCUCGGCCUCCACCACCUCGGCCUCCACCACCCCAGCCUCUGCCACCCCUGCCUCCACCAGCACGGCCUCCACCAGCACCGCCAGCAGCCAGGCCUCGCAGGAGGGCAGCUCGCCCGAGAUCCCGCCUGAGGCGCACAGCAGCAGCCUGGCCGACCAUGAGUACACCGUGGCCGGCACCUUCAGCGGGGCCCAGGCAAGCCGUGCCUCUCAGCCCAUGGCGCCCGGGGUCUUCCUCACACAGAGGCGGCCCUCCGCGUCGUCCCCCAACAACACCGCCGCCAAAGGAAAACGUACAAAAAAGGGCAUGGCCACCGCCAAGCAGAGGCUUGGGAAAAUUUUGAAAAUUCAUCGGAAUGGAAAACUGCUCCUUUAAAGUUUGGAGAGCCAGGAUCCUUCUGCUCCGCUCAGGACCCCGGAGCCCCGCUACAUCAUCAGCCCCCAGGAGGGUGGCCUCGCCGCCGCGCCCCGGGAGGCCUGGCUUCCUCCAGCCUCUACUCCCCACACCUGAGCAAGCGCCUGCUGCUUCGGCAGGCGGAGCUCACCAAUACGGACAGAUGUCCCUUUUCACGUUGCUUAGAGUGACCAGUUCCCGAAACUCGGCCCCGCCAGUCUGAGGACCAUUCCGGUUUCAGGACCGCCUCUAGGCACCCCGAGCGCGGCGGUGGUGGCAGAGCCCUGCAGCUCUGCUGGGAGCAUGAGUCCUUCGAGGAAGGAGGAGUGAGCCAACAUUCACAGGCCCAGAGUCUGAGCCAGCCACAGGCUGGUAGCCUCCAGAGGCUUAAAAAAAGGCAAAGAACACGAGAGAGGAAGAGGAGGAGAAAGCAGGGUGUUUAUGUGCCCCCCAUCUCUUCCCAAGUGAUUCUCCGACACGUCCAGAGAGCGUUCAUUCUGGCUCCAGGAGAGGGGGGCCUCCAGGCUCCCUGGCCGGCACGUGGCAGGCCAGAUGGUGGGUGUCGCCCCUGAAUGCCCAGGGCAUUUCUAGGAACGACUGGGCCGGCAGCAGGGUCAGCGUAUUAGUGGGUAGGGGAGCCACCGUGGGAUCCCCAGCCCUGAUGCGGGCCCAGGGGCCCAGGCAAAGCCGCGUGGUGGGUCCUGUCCAGUCCCACUGGCCACACUCCCAAAAGCACUUGCCAGCCAAGGCACCCUGCCCGGGCCUGGCGGGGCGGAUGGCGGCCGGGCGGCCCGAAGAUGCGGGGGGCCUGGCACUUCUGUCUUGUCACCUGUCACUUGGUGUCGAGUGCAUGGGUGGCUCCUGGACCGCGAGUCCACCCAUGGACACGAGGGGCUGGAUUUGUUUCUCAGGCAAUCCUGUAUUUUAAUUUUAGAUGUAUUUCCUGAAGCAUAUUUUUCAUAGAAUGUAGCGUGUAAAUAGCUUUUUAAAUAACUUCUUUUUUAUAAGAGUAAAAGUAUCUUUAGGAAUUUCUUUGUAGAGUCCUUCAUUAACAUUUAUACGAGUUUUUUGCUGAGUCUGAUGAACAGUUGGGUUUCCAAUGCUUUUUCUUUUCCUUCCUUUUUUUAUUGCUAUGGUUAUUUUUUUAUUUUAUUUUAGGGACUAAGGUAUUGCCUGAAAAACAAGUGAUGUCUGUGCAGCCUUAUAUCUGUCUUUACAGAAGCAAACAGUACACAAAAGAUCUAUUUCAGAUAUGUUUGAAGAUGAGUCUUCAACUUGAAUACCAGCUUUCUUUCCUUCCUGUUGAUGAAGGGGUGGGGACAGUUAUUUUACUAGCACCUUGUGAAGUGUUCUGUGUUUUGUGAUGCUGUAAUUUAUUAAUGUUUGUAGCUUUUUAUAUUUGUAUAUUUCUUAUGAGCUUUGUUUAUAUGCCCAUCCCUGGGUGUUCUGUCCGCACGGAGCGGCGGCUUCGUGCAGGCCUUGGCCCCUGGCUCGCCUGUCGGAGACGUGGCCGCCGAGCCCCGGGGUGGGCCAGGCCACGCUCCUGGACCCGACUCCUCCAGCCCAGCGUUUUGAAGGUUUCCUUGCCUGUUAUUGUUGAACAUUUAUAUAAUCUAACCCGGCCAUCAAACUGUUCUCUCUCUCUCUCUUAUUUUUUAAUUUUAUUAUUAUUUUGGCAACAUGUACAUUUCUAACAAAGUUUAUCGUGGCUAUUAAAGUGUUUUAUUUCCCAAUUCAUAUUACUCUUGUAUUGAGUCCAUGAGGUCUAAGGCAACUUAAAUCAAAGUUUUAAAAGAGUAAAGAUAUUUCAGGUUUUGUACAGAA